AAGGCUGUUCAUGAAGGUUUUAAUCACACUAACAACUUUACGUACAAAGUGUUGAUGUGGAGCUUCAACUUUUCUUUGAAAGACAUUUUAAAAACUGAUUCAUGACCAAAGAGCUGGACUAGGUUAUAUUAUAGUCGUGUUUCUUACAUUUUUCUGUUGUUUUUGUUUAGAUAAAACGCGAAACAGUAUUUCCACAAGCUUUAUUUGUUCUAUAGUGAUACAUUGAGUUGAUUUAUAGGUGCCUGUGUCAUUUCUGUCUUGUAUUUUGGAGUUUCUGGCCUCUUUAUUUGGUUGGCAAGAUGAUAAAUCAACUUCAGACUUGCUGAGUUUGUGUUGAGGAAAAGGGGACCAUGCAUGUGGAGGAAGUACAAGUCAAGAAGACAUAAAGAGAACGUGGACCCGUCAGAGUUUUCACAGGUUAAUGACUGUUGUAAAAACACAUUGUGAAACUGUGGCUGCUGAAAGAAGAUGAAGGCUGCUGCUGACUUGAUUGUUUACGAGAAUGCUGCAACACAGUUUUGACUGUCCAUCAGUGCGAGGAAAAUGUUUCUGCCGUCUCGUCUCUUUUCAUCCUCUGCUUUGGAAACGAAUGUUAAGCCAAAAGUCUGUGCAGAGGUAAGAGAGGAUCGCCUCAUGGCUUUACGCAGCAGCUGAUUGGUGGAGAGUCAGAGUCGAGCCUCCGAGACUGCUUGUGCGCGCGUGCGCGUGUGAGGUGGGGGCUGUGACGUGGUUCCCCGGCUUGUUUGGCCUCUUCCGAUUGAACCCACUCACAGAGACGAGCGUCUCCAGCGUCAGAUCUGGUUCACUCGGCACUUUGAUCUCAGCACAAGGCGGGAGGUUUAUUUUGGGCAUGUCGGGUCAGGCCAGAACAAAAACACGCUCCCGUUCCUCCACCCACAAAAAAAAAAAACACUUCUGCCAAGUUUGGCCUCACAUGAAGGUGCGUACGUCAGUGUGUUGUUCCGGGAAUGGUGGGCGUGCCGGAGCAUCUAUGUAUGAAAGCCAUGUGCGAGAGCUCCGAGGCGCACAGGGAGCAGCUUUACGCACGCGAGCACUUGACAUUUUCGAUAACAAACCGUCUGCUAAAAGAAGAACAUGUUGGUGCUUUGCACGUUUGCUCCCUGGCUGCUGUUGGCCUUCCUCGGGCAGCAGGUCUCUCUGUCCUCCGCUGUGCGCAACAAGAAGUGGGGCGCGGGCGAGAGAGGGAGCUCGUCCGCGCCGAGCGGCCGGGGGAAGUUCCCCAUCGUUGCGGACAAGAUGCAGUGCACCUGGGCGGCGAAGGACGUCGGGGACGCGGUGAGGCUGACGGUCAAGUGCGAGAACCCGGAGGCGCGCGUCACAGGUGGAGUCACCGACCUGGAGUGUCAGUACAACGGCAAGCCUCAGCUCUGCCCGGCCUACGGGUCCAACCGGCAGCGCUUCUGGAAGCAGGUGACCCGCGCCUUCAAGCGGCAUCAAGGCAAAGUGUGCAAGGACGAGCGGGCGCUGGUGAAGGCCAGCGUGUGUAAGAGCGCGCCCCGGGAUGCGCACUUCAAGCUGGACGUCCGCAGCUCCGUCGCUUCUGCUCAGUCCAGAGGAAACCCGGAGCCCCCCCCGACCCUGCCCCCGUCCCCCCGCUCCACCUCCAGAGCCGCGGGUCCGGCCGGUCCGACAGCCUGCCCGGGGCGCGUAGACUCCAAGAGGAAGGCCGAGGAGCACUGCAGCCGCUCGUGGGCCAGUCUGUGCACUUUCUUCUUCUCCAUGCUGCAGAGCGACGAGUGUUAGCCGUCACACCACCAGCAGGACAUGAUCAGGCCGAACACAGGAGUCUAUAUCAGGCCUGUUUCAUGGGGCGUCUGUCAACAAAUGUAACAAUCUUUUACUCAGCAGCAGUCAGAUGUUCUCUCUCCACAGCCAGCUGACAGAUGUUUAUCACCACACACACACACACACACACACACACACACACACACACACACACACACACACACACACACACACACACACUGGUAUGUUUCACAUCACUCAUGCAGAUGUGGACUCUAACAUCAGGUAUUUAUCAGGUGUUUUGAAUGUGACUCAGACAUCAGAACAACUUUAUUUCCAUUUACAUGUAGAGUAGCUGCUCUUCAGUUCAGUUUUGAGGCACUUGCUGUGUUUUUUUUAAUUUUUUUUUUUUACUAGGGUUAUUCCAUGCUCUUCCUAUACUUGGGGAUCCUCUUUCAGAUGUAAACGUUCAUCCGAAACGUGAGAUGAGAUUGUGGAACAUGGUUUGCUGUUACAGAUUAAAUGCACAACAGCACAUACAGUAGAGGACAUCGGCUCCAGCUCGACCAACUACAGCACUGAAACGCUGCUCACACACAUCAGGUCCUGAACAACCUCCUGCACUUCUGUUACCAACUGAACUCUUGUUGGUACUUUUAAAUGAACAAACGAGAAAAAGUGACAAAACAUGACACAAACGUGGAAAACUGCCGCAUUGAAAAGACAGUGUUUAAAAUGUUUGGUUUGUGUGAACUUGAGUAAUAUUUUUUGAUUGUAUUAGAGUACUUUUUUUUUUUUCCAGUGUGGGAUUGUUUUACUUCAUCACACAGAACUGAGGGUUGAUUAUAGAGCGGCACUGUCUCCUACCUGCAGUCAAUCAACCCGUGUAAACACCACUGUACUGUAUUUAUGCACCACAAAUAAAUAUUUGUUUUAUAUUUA
This is a messenger RNA of Acanthopagrus latus (yellowfin seabream), 2688 nucleotides long. Its product is annotated as fibroblast growth factor-binding protein 1-like. The transcript has 4 exons. The record is from RefSeq and is a predicted model, not a curated record. Gene Ontology annotation, biological process: cell-cell signaling. Gene Ontology annotation, molecular function: growth factor binding. NCBI's taxonomy places the organism in Eukaryota, Metazoa, Chordata, Actinopteri, Spariformes, Sparidae. The coding region runs from base 1096 to 1764 and encodes 222 amino acids.